This is a messenger RNA of Trichechus manatus latirostris (Florida manatee), 837 nucleotides long. Its product is annotated as neuferricin. NCBI's taxonomy places the organism in Eukaryota, Metazoa, Chordata, Mammalia, Sirenia, Trichechidae. The transcript has 4 exons. Bases 43 to 837 code for a protein of 264 amino acids. The record is from RefSeq and is a predicted model, not a curated record. Gene Ontology annotation, cellular component: endomembrane system; membrane.
AGCGGCAACUUUGUAAGUGCGGAGAGGGAGGUGACUGUCUAAAUGCUGAGGGUCCGCGGGCGCGAGCUCUUGCUGGGCCUGGCCGUAGCGGCGGUGGCAAUGGUGGGAGCGUGGUUGAUGGGCUGGUGGAUUCCCCGCUCUGGCUUCCGCCUUUUCAUACCCGAGGAGCUGGCCCGCUACCGCGGCGGCCCAGGGGACCCGGGCCUCUAUUUGGCGUUGCUCGGCCGCGUCUACGAUGUGUCUUCUGGCCGGAGACACUACGAACCUGGAGCCCACUAUAGCGGUUUCGCAGGCCGAGAUGCAUCCAGAGCGUUUGUGACCGGGGACUACUCUGAAGCAGGCCUUGUGGAUGAUGUAUCUGACUUGUCAUUUUCUGAUAUGCUGACCCUUAAAAAUUGGCUUUCAUUCUAUGAGAAGAAUUAUGAAUUUGUUGGAAAGGUGAUAGGAAGGUUCUACGGGGAGGACGGGCUCCCGACCCCAGCACUGACCCUCGUAGAAGCCAUGAUCGUCAAAGGUUUGGAGGCAAGUAAACAGGAAAUGAAAGAGAAGCAGAAGUUUCCACCGUGCAACACUGAGUGGAGCUCAGCCAGGGGCAGCCGGUUCUGGUGUUCCCGAAAGAGUGGAGGUGUCAGCAGAGACUGGAUUGGCGUCCCCAGGAAGCUGUUUAAGCCAGGUGCCAAGGAGCCCCAGUGCGUAUGUGUGAGAACAACUGGCCCCCCUAGUGACCAGCUGCCAGACAAUCCUACACACAGAAAUCGUGGGGACUUGGACCACCCCAAUGUGGGGGAAUACACAGGCUGCCCACCCCUAGCCAUCACAUGCUCCUUCCCACCCUAA